AUGACCGAUCACGUAGUGGAUGGUGGCGGCGACCACUUCUCAGCUCCAGGAAACGAAGCUAUGGAUGGUACAACACUUCUCGAUGACGAAGAGAAUGUGAUGCGUGGAGUCGAAGAAUACUUCUACGAACUCUUGAUCGAUAUGGACAUGAUCAGCAAAUUUCGUCGCGUUCAUCCAACACAAAUCCAGACUGCUCAGAUGGUAUUAUCCCGAGAGAUUUUGCGUGUUUGGGAAUUGAUCUACAAUCAUCGUUUCCUUCAAAUGCAUUUUGAUGACAACAGAGCGCAAAGUGAAGAAGAAGCCUAA
Molecule: messenger RNA, 306 nt
Organism: Necator americanus (New World hookworm)
Lineage: Eukaryota; Metazoa; Nematoda; Chromadorea; Rhabditida; Ancylostomatidae
Exons: 2
Coding region: 1-306 (101 amino acids)
Source: RefSeq, a predicted model, not a curated record